AUGGACCCUAAUUUUGAUAACACACUGCAAUCCAGGACGGUAAGCAGUGAUUUUACAAGUAUGGACCUGCAGCCCCAAACUGAUGACCACAUUAAUUCUGGUGCACAGCAGCCGGUUAUUCCAUCUAUCUAUCCGUCUCUUGAGUACUGGUCCUCAAAAUCCUUUCAAAGCCCGACCAGUCAUGAAGUAUUAAGUGUGUCAUCCCUGGUCCCCUCUACAGUCCUCACACUUGUGCCUCAUUAUAAACCUGCAGUAGAAGGAAACUUAGACCCCGAGCUUCCAUCUGUCUCUGAAGUCAAACCGGAGCCACAGCUUCCAGGAACCUCGUCUUCUCCCUCCGGGUCUCCAGAGGCCCGAGAUCAAACGACCCCGACUCUACCGCUGCCUUUAAGUGAUGCUCCUCCUGAAGCUCAGCAGAGGAAACCAUCAGACGGAAGCCCGCUGGAGGAGGGUUCAGUGGGUCUGAUGCUACCCAAAGACUUCUCUGAUGAAUCGCCAGGUAUGAUGAUGGGUGUGGUUUAAUGUGGACGUCAUAUUCAGGCCUGGAGAGGAUGCAGGGUUUCACAUAUUUGUGUGUACUUCCGAUUUUGUCCCUCAGUUACCAGUGGGGGAAAUAUUCCAGGAGUAGUCAUUAGAGCUGCGCAAUUAAUCAAAUUUCAAUCUAAAUUUGGGCUUCCAGUGAUCAUAAAAACAAGAUGGCUGCCUGCCAUGUUGCUCUCCUUUCGUCCUCGUUGGCACAAACUCCCUUCUGGCACAGCAGAGUGUGUGGGCGCUCCGAUCAAUGUGAAGUAAAGUUCAGGGGUUCAAAGAGUUUUCCAAAGAGUUCAAAGUGUACGUCUGUUUCAUUUUAUUUUAUUUAUUGCCCCUAGAUUAAAAUUUAAGAGCAAUAAAUAAUUUCAACUCUGGGGGGACAUUUCAUAUUCGAACUGUAAUGAGCUGUUCAAACUCGUACUGACAGUAUCCCAGCACAUCAGGCCGCCUAAAAGAGCUUUCUAUAUGAUCCAGCAGGGGGCGAUCUCAUCGAACCUGACCAGUCCACGCACUCAUGACCUCAGUAAACUAAUAUAGCUACGCUCACAGAUAUAUACAUAUAUAUAGAAGACUAGAUAUGCCAGUGCAUUGUAGCAGCCCACUAAGCGGGAUGCCUACGUUAGGGUGACCAUGUUCUGACUUCCCAAAAAGAAGAUACGACUACGCGGGGGCGGAGUCACAGAGUCACACUAAGUUAAUUUUUACAGUUUUUCGGGUCCAAUUGAGUGUCUUUUACACGCUUCUAACUCAGUAAAUUCACGUGACACAAACUCAAAACUUCCGUACGAAACCACAGACAUUUGAAGGAUUUUAUAAACUUCCCCAGACAAGGCCGAACAGCCCAGACAGCCCGGACAGCCCCCCAAAAAGAGGACGUAUGGUCACCCUUGCCUAUGUGGUAGCCAUCUUAGCUGGGGCAAUGUUCCCAUUAAAGGCAUAAGAUGUACUUGGAAAAUCGAUCAUAUCUUGUUCAUUUCUCAACCCAUUUUCACACGGUUUACUUUAUUUUCAAUGUCAAAACAUGUGCUAUUAAUACAGAACAUUUGGUACUAUUAAUAAUCAAAUGCUCUGAAUUAAUAGCACAUGUUGUAGCAUUAACAAUAAAGUAAACUGCAUGAAAAAUGAGUAUGAUAUUAUUUAUUAAUAUUGUAUACAUGCAUUACCUUUAAUAGGAGCAAUACCUCCUCUAGCUUAGCCUUACUGUAGGCAUGCAGCUCAAAGAGGCAUGUCAAAUCUACUGUUUAUAUUGAUGGCUACGCUACUGUUUGAAAAUGGACGACACGGUCAAGCAAACCCACACUGAGCUCUUGAAAGAGACUUAAAAAAAAGACAUUAACAAUAAGGUUACAAUAUUAAAACCCUUUCCGUAGUGAAUGAGAGAGCAGAGGGUGAGCCCCCUGGUGGAUCAUUGAGGCAUUACCAACAUAACUCUGAGCAAUCACACUUAAUAGUCUAAAUAACAAUCUAGGUUCUUUUCUCUUCUUUCUCUGGCUGUGUAACUUCUAUAACAAAUACUAGAUCAGAUGAACAACAGAACUGACACCAUCUAUGAUGAAAAGGACUACACUACAAAAGCUGUGUUAAGGGAGAAUUAAAUUAAAUAUGUUAGACAAGUCUGACACACCAGCCUGUGACCUAUAUGUCAGGGAUCAUACUACAAAGUUGAGUUAACGAGGACUACACACACUCAGGCUCUACUUCUGCACAGGUGUAAGACUUCUCCUGUAUGUCAGACUCUACAAAACACAAUGAUUAUUAAAUCUGUCUUCCUCCGAAUCCAAUCAGUAAACCUCUUUUUGCAAGCUUCCCCUGUUAAGUGUCUUUCUGACACGCAUAAAUCAUUGUUACAGCUCCUCCAUUGUGCAUUGUUCUCUCGCCUCUCGUAAUGUGCUUCAUCAUUUGCACAUGCUGCUCUCCCCUCCUUUGAGAGCAGACUUAAACAAUUGCUUCUGCCAACCCACAGAGCCAUCUUUAUUUUCCUGACAUCAACACCCUAACUUCUCUCUAAAGUCCUAGACAGAGUGGCUUCUUAUCAGCGCACAGGCGAGAGAUAUAAUAUAUCAACUCUCAGGAGUUUCUUCAAAAACAUAGAGCGCUGAAGCAGCAGUUUACAACCUCGAGUAUGAAAACCAAUAGACGAGAUAGUGCUGCUGUGUAAUCUAUUUUAUUGCUGCUCAACCUCAACGUGGCCUUUGGUGCUAUUGGUUUCAGUAUAUUUUAAAGGCAGCAAGAAGAUAGAUUACUCUCACUAGGAUAGAUUGGACUGUAUCACAUACAACAAAUAGGAAAAAAUUGAUUAUGGAUUAGCACAGAUGGGUCGCCAAUUCCCCGGAGGUGUAUUCUCAAACCAAUAACAUUAAUUAUCUCCCUCUGGAGAUUCAUGAGUUAUUUUAAAUGUGCUUUUUACCAAUAUGAUGUCAGCAGUGUGGGCAGGUUUAUAAACAUGGCUUUAAGUAAUGAUGUGGGAAAGAUGAGAUGUGGACGUCAUCAUUUUUAAAAUGGAAACUGGCAAAAACUCUUCGAAACAAACCUGCAUGAUGGCAGUUUAAAGGGAUAUUCCGGCGUAAAAUUAAUUUAGGGUCAAACACACUGUAACACUGAGUUAGAUACCUCCUCAAGAGAUGAAUGUUGCCGUCCGCUUGCUUCUCUAGUUGAACCAACUUUAGUAACGGCCGCAGGAUAGCAAUACAGAGAGACACUCGCUCAACCAAAACGCUACUUUAUAGCCACAAAUAAUGCUCAGAACAGCACCUAACUUCAUCAACAGUACAUGUAGGGUCCCAGCCAUAGUACUAGCCACCAAACAUCUUUUUAACUUUGCCUGAUUUUUUUAUCAAAGAGACUAUACACAGCUCACCUACUCUCUUCCAGCAGCCGCUUGUUUGUAGCGAGACCUCGGGCCAGUCCAUUACAGACUACAGCGGGGUGACGCAGCUCAAGGAAGAACAUUUAUGACCAUUACUUUAUCAUUUCCUGGAAGUAAUAAUCACCUGCAUCACCCCGCUGCGAUCCGUAUUAGACUGGCCUGAGGUCGCGCUACAGACUCGCUAUAGAGUGGCGUUUUGGUUGAGGUUUGUUUAUGGCUCCUCAGACCGCUUAGUAUGGCUAUACUGCGCUAUCAUCUCUCGAGGGGGUUUCUAACUCGGUGUUACAGUGUUUUUGACCCUAAAUUAAUUUUACGCUGGAAUAGCCCUUUAAUACUCAUUCCUUCUCACAAAUAGCCUCUCAGCAAACAUAAUCCAUUUAGCAUCUCUUAUCAUUUUUCUGAUUAGGACUCGUUGCUAAUCUUGUUGCAGCUUUAUUGCCAUUUGUAAAAACUAUCUCUUCCUGCUGACUUUGAUAGUCAAAUAUAUCAUUUCUGACACCUACCCUCUCACACUAGUGUCAGGCAUUAAAUUACAACUUUCAAAUUGUGAGUUUUGCCCCCAGAUGGUCCAUUUUGUUUUUGGAUAUCACAAAAAGCAUUCAAUAUGAAAUACAGUCUAUUUUACAAUCUUUAAAAACUCCUUAUUGUAGCUUGAAGGAGUAUGUUUAAUGGGGGAUAACCACAGUUUAUCAUCCUCCUUUUAUACCCCAGAGUUUGUCCCACAUGAUUUAGUCUGGUAUUGUUGUAUAAAAGUAUGAAACACUAUCAAACUACUAAAGGUUAUACGACAAGAAACUUUUAAAGAAAAGAAUAAAUGACCCUCUAGAGUUCAGGAUCGACUUCCCGCUCCUUUCACCACCUCAUCACCAUCAGUCCCCCCCGCUGCUUCUAAACGCUGCCAUGAGGCUUUUUAUCACAGAGUAGUUUCCACAUUCGUCUCAGGUUGUGCACCGCAGGUCGCUGUCAAUCAAGCACAAAAUUAAUUGCAUCAUUUUCUUUCCUUUGAGGCUUUGUAUGCAGCUCAUUCUUUACCUUAUAUUAUAAAUCUAUUGUGUCCCCAGUUUACCCAGGAGCUCUUGAACGCAGCCUUUUGUAUGGUAAAGCUUUUAACUGUUGCACAAAGACCCCCAGGCAGCUUACCCCCUCAUGUCAGACUAACUAACUACGUCGUUUGUUCUCAGAAAGUACUUCAAAUUUAACCUUUCCUAGAGGUUGUUCGCUUGCUCUGUGUCCUUAAUUAGCCUACAAAGAACUAUUAAAAAAUCACUGUUUACUUGCGGUUGAGCUCUAAAAAGGAAACAAACUGGUUUAUGAACAUAAUAAAACAUUUUGCAGAGAGCCAGAUAUUUCACAUGGGAGUUGGAAAAGACCAAAAUUGGAGAUUAAUGAAGUGUAAAGUGUACGAAAGCAUUUAGCAGCACAGCACAAAUGUUUUAGUUAUGUAUCUCUAAUCACUUGAGUGGGUCUCCUAUAAUGAGGCCUCUUUCUUCACUGCCUCCAACAGUGGAUCAGGAUGGACAAAACUAGUCACAUACGCCAUCAUGUUUAAUUCAGUGAGAGAUGAAAUGCACGAGCAGAAAGUGGUUGUGGUGUUCGAAAGAAAUUGUGGUGCACUUAGAAGAAGAGGUGAGCAACGGAGCAUCUCAAUGGAUGGCUUUAAUCUGGAAUCCGGUCACUGGAUAUCGCUAAAUAUUUUCAUGUCUUUUGCACACGACUAAUUUCUACCACGAAUCUAGAUGGCUUGAUAAAGAUGAACUUUUACAGUUAAUUUACAGCAACUGCUUAACUGUUGUUACAGCUAACUAAGUCAAUUGUUGCAUAAAUUACUUAUAUAUACAACCUAAGUAGAUUAUCGAGUAAAACUCAGCUAAUCCAAGUGAAAAGAAGUUUUAUUCCCCUAAACUCGGUAACUACUGUUUUUUCAUGUAUGAAUGAUGCUUUCUGUAUGAUCAAAUAUACAUUAUUGUAAAAAAUAGAAUAAAGUAAAAACACUUUAGUGCUGCUGCUGAUGUAGGCCUAUGAUUCUUACUGACGAUAUGUCAAAGCUCUGCUACUGUUAUGUGCCUCCUGCUGUGCAAUGUGCACUGAGCAUCCAAAGUGCAGGUAGUUGUGGGGCAAAACAAUGUCGCAAAAAAGGACAUAUCCUUCAGGAGCAGAGAAAAGAAAGAAGGAGAAAGAAAAGAAGAGAAAAAACGCUAAGAUAAAGGUAUGUUUGCAUGUCAUGGAAUGUUAAUCAAAGAGAUUUGUGAAGGUGUGUGAAUGAUCAACAAUCAAUAUUAUUAGCAGAAAUAGAGGGCUCCAAAAUCAAUUUUUGCUUAGGGCCCCAUUGAGGCUUGGACCGGCUCUGUGUAAUCGUAUAACUGUGUUGUCUUAUUUGGACUACAAUAUUUGAUUGUAUAUUAUUUUGUUUAUUCAUAAAUAUAUUUGUGUCGAUCUAGAUUCUCCGGCUUAUUCGUCUCGUGAACUUCUGCUGUUGGUGAGCAUCCCCACCGUCAUCAUCCUGGUCAUCAUCUCUGCUCUAUUAGGUAAACUGUCCACCUCAUUCCCAGGAGAUCUGGACUCAUUUGACCAUGAAUACAGAAAAUUAUGUAAACAUACUUUGAGUACGUUAGAUAAAGACAUCAUCUCGUUUUCUUUGCAGCUGUUGUAAGUGCCUUUUUGUAACAUUGAACAUGUUUGUCCAUCAUUUAGAAAUCCUUUUUAUGAUAUCUUUGAGCUCUAAAUGAAAGACCAGCUACAGUUCUUAUGAAUGAAUUAAUCAAUUUAAUUAAACUCAAAAAUAUUAGCUUAAAUCAACAGCAAAGUGUAUGCAGGACAGGAGACAUCAAUCAUCGUUAUCUGUAAUAGGGGAAAAAAAUCUUAUCUUGUACAGAAAUCACACAGUUUGUGUGUUUUCCUCAUUUAUGCUGUUAUCUUUCAAUUACACAACCUCAGUAUAACUAUCUGAAUAAUCUAACCUUAAUUCUUUCAGUUCAUAACAAUUUAGUUUGGUACUAAAUGGAUUUUAAAUAGACCUCAGUGAGCACGCAUAUUGAUGGCAUAUUAACUGCAGUUAUCGCAGAAGUCAGGACUCUGGCCAGACCUCAUUUUGUGGGAAUAUUUGGUAAUUAUAAAAACGCGGAUAACAUCUUUCUUAAUGUGUUUUACUUAUUUACUCUGCCAGCUAUAUAAGGGAUGAAUAAUGAAAUCCAAAAACAGGCCAAAAGUGACCUGACAGGGAAUAUGUUUAUUGGGACUUUGGGGGGUUUUAGCUCUGUGAUUUGAUUCUUUCCUCUUUUUAGUCAAGUUCCUGGUAUUCCCAUCUGCGUUAAGUGAAUCGCCGCCUCCUUGUGGUGUGAAGGGGAACUGCAGCGUCCCAACACCGCUGCCUUUUUUGCCUAAAAAUCCAGUGAACCAGACUGGAAACAUCACUGCAGGUACUAAAAAAUAACAAAACUAUGAAGAUAAGAGCAUUUAGGAUUGUUUUAUAGAGUAAAUCUGAUUUUCCCCUGUUAAGAAAAUGAUUAGAUAUUGCUCUGUUUCACCUAGAGGUAUCGCAACCAUCCCCAGAUAAUUACUCCCAAAUUAAUCUGUUAAUUUAAUCUUUGCAGACUGUUAUACAGAUGAUUUUAAUGACUGUUUUACUGCAUGUGUUUGUAUCUUCUGCUGACUCCUCAUUCAUUCCCUCUUGUUCCUGUCGCACAAUCAGGCUGUCCAGUUCCCGUCAGCGAUGGCCGCCGUAUUGUUGGGGGAACGCUGGCUGCUGAGGACAAGUGGGGAUGGCAGGUCAGCAUGCACUGGAGGGGGAAACACGUCUGUGGAGGUGCCAUCGUCUCCCCACACUGGGUCAUCACUGCGGCUCACUGUUUUGUUGAGUAAGAAAAGGGCAUGGGGGGAAAGAAAAGUUAGAAAGAUGGGUGAAUUAGCUUUUUUUUAAAGCUCCUGUGAGGAAAUUUCUCAUUGUGAUGAUUUUGGUGCCCCCUGUGGACAAACUGAAGCCUCUUAAAUUUUUUUUGGUCUUGAUCUGAACAACUUUAAGUCUUUUUUUCUUUCAAACUUACUUUAUAAAAAGGCUGUGUCUUCAGCCCCCUAAUCUGACUCCUACCCUUUUCCCAACAACACAGAAACUGGUAGUCUUGUUGCAUUUAAUCUGGUUUAUUUUGGUUCCUCAUAAAGAAACAUCUGUCCUUAUUUCAGUCUGUUUCACAACUAGAUGAAAACCCCUCACAGGAGCUCUGCAUCUUAAAAUAAUUGAAUAUCCCUGAGUCACAUUAAUAUGAUUUGGACUCAAAUGCAGGUUGUACAGGCGGUUUUUCCUGAUGCUGACAAAUGAAAACAAACAUCUCUAAAUCAAAUCACCUCGGAGCCUUGGCAGUAAAUCUUUCAGGGAUUAAAAAAGUGGAAUUUAUGGGCAAGUGCAAAGUUUUGGGAAUCAUUUUAGUGCCAAAAAUAAAACAGAUGUAAUCCUUUUUUUCCCUUUCUUGCCUCAAUAAAAAAUCAUACACCCCUCCAUUACCUAUUUUUCCUCCCUUAUCUACUCAUAUGUGUAUAAUUCAGUUUUUGGUGCCCCUUUGGACAGAGCAGUCUUUGCUUAUCCUUGUCCUUUACAUGCUUUCAUUUAUUAUGAAUAUAUGAUGUGGAAAUUAAAAAAAAACAUGGCAGAUUCCUCAGCUGCUUAACUGAUACCCCUCGUACACAUUAAAAAUCACAAUAUAAAAACCAGCAGUCCUGUUGCUGAUGGUCUUGUUCAAUUUCGAUUCCCAUAAAAAGGCAUCAGAAUGAAUUUCAGUUUGUUUCAUAAAUGUCAAAAAACUCCACACUAGAGCUUUAACUGAUCUAAUAUAACAAAGCAAUCUAAAAAGCCCCGAGACAUGAGGAUUAGAGUUUCAAGUUUUGUGAGUCUGUCUAUUAAUUUGUUUCAUGUUUUAUAAAAGGCUGAUUUUGUGUCUUCCUGGCUCGCAGUAAAGUCGCCCCAUGAUGUCAGAUUUUAACAGAUGAUCUGUGAUAAACUCGGAGAUCUCACCGUUCUCAUUACAUGUAACAUUUAUUAUUUAUUACACUGCCCUGCUGCGUGUCCACAGUCCUCACGAGUGGAGGCCUGUAAUCAAAACAAAAUUUGUUAUUACAAUUUUGUGUUCUGAUCUAAUCAGGUUAAAGUCAAGAGUGGACACAAGAAUAAUCCGAGGCAAUUCAGAGCAUCCAGCAGGGUCUUUUCUGUGUUCUUCUUGUAAAAUAACGAGCCUGUUUGCAGGGCUCUCCACCACUCUUGAACAUUCAAAUUGGAUUUUAAGCAAUCAGAUGUUUUAGCACCACUUCAAACUAAAAGCAGCUCAUUAAACUGCUCAAAGACCCAAAAGACAACUAAUCUGAUUUGUGUUCAGUUUGGUUAUAAAUGGAUAUUUAAGUGCUCUACUGACAAUUCAGAGUAAAUUUGAUCAAUGUAAUGACCCUGAAUGACUGUGAUUAUGUGCUGGAGUAGGGGAGACUGGGGCUUGUUGUCACACUUUUUACACUCUUGUAUAUAUCUUGAAAUCAAUACAUCAUAUAUAAACAAAAUGUGUACCAGAUGAAAGACUAAAGUCUCAGGUAUAUAUUUUUUAUUCAUGUCAUUUUCAUAUCAUGUGUCAGUGCAAAGUUAUAAGAAAUCAAAUAGAGAGUGUGAACAUGUGACAUGUUGCCCCACCAUCGGGUAAGUUGUCUCACUACAUGGGGUAAGAUGUCACAGUGGAUUUUGCAGCUAAUAAAACAAGGACAAAAUUAUUACUGUUUUCAUUUUUUUUACAUGAAAGUGAACAUCAAAGUCAGGCACAGAAAAUGUUUAUCAUUGAGCUAGAAAAAGUAAUUGAACUAACAUUAACAUGGAAUAUUAUGCUACAUGCUCUGGAGUUUGGAGAGCUGUCUGACUCUGUAUUUCAGCUGGGGUGAAUGUUUUGCAGUACAGAGCCAAGGUAUAGUAGUUGACAUUAAAGUCCUUUAUUGUCCUCCAGAUUGAUUUAUUAGCUAGGGUCACCUGCCUGACUGUCCUCAGCAUCACGUCAGGUACUGCUCUACCACGUUCUGUUUUUCUUUUGAAAUUCCUGACCAUAUCUUCUCACUUUCUCCUCUUCUUUAAACCACUCUUUUUUUCUGUUAAAAUACUGUCAAAAUCUCAUUACGACAACUGCUGAUUAACAGACUCUCUAUGUUAAUUCUAAUCCCCUUUAAACAUGUGACAACUAACCCCAAAAUGACUGAGACAUGUUUUAGCUUAAAGUUAGCUUAAAACAGAACAAUGACUGAGGUAUAACAGGAUGCCUUAAUCUCUCCUCUAACAAGUCCACAUGUAUCACUGCUAGGAUUUUUAUCUAGUAAAAGCUUAUUUUAAAAUAUAUAAUGUUAAAUUUUUUUACUUUGGGUUGUGUAAAAUGGUUAACUGGCGCUCAUCUCAGCUCACAAUGUGAGACAGACAGGACACGACCCCUGACCAUGGAAAGGAAGAAAACUAGUAUUCCACUUUUUAGUUGUGCGCUCUGGUGGCAAAGAUAAUUGUAAUGUGACAAUUUACCCAUGUGACAACAAGCCCCGGUCUCCCCUAUAUACAUCAAAUGUACCAAAUUUAAAGAGUCAUUUCUUGCUGCUCUGAUUUGCAAAUAUUGUAAGAUGCUCAGUUUCACUACCUCUUAGUGUCCUGGAUACAACAUAUUUUUCUUAAAUGUGAUAUGACUUAUUUAUCUCUAGGAUUGCAUCAAGAGUUUUGAGCUUAUAGUUGGAAAAAAAAUUGUUGGAACCUGACAGAGACCCAAAGCUGAUAAAUAACAAAUCGUACAGGCAACACAUAGCUCAAGUGAAAACAACAUCAGCAUGGUUCACGGUCUCUUGCAGUGAACUCAAACAGGCUCUGGUGUGUACACCCUUGACUCUCACUGUGAUUCAUUUUGCUGUUUGUACAGGAACAACAUGCUGGAAGCUGCUGACUGGCUGGUGGUGGUGGACACAGUCAGCAUCGCAGACAGCUCCCUGGGGAAGCGACACAGAGCGCUGCAGGUUCUCCACCACCCUCGCUUCAACAAAUACAACAACGACUACGACGUGGGACUGCUGCGCACCAUCACUGACAUGGACAUGACAGGUGAGAGGAGGUGGCUCCAUCUAGAGGCAAAAUGGCUGAAUGGAUCAUGUACUUUACAACACCUCACCAAUAAUUAAUAUUAAGUGCCUUUUACCUGGUAAGGGACAGAUAACAGAUGGUUUUCAGUUGAAAUGAUGGGGUUGAAGUUGACAGUUUAAGAGAGCUGUCAAACAAACUGUAAAUGGCCACUUAGAAAUGGUUUAUAGUUGAAGUUAAUAUUGUGUAAAACCCUGACACCUUUAAAGAUUUAUUAAAGCUGCAGUGUGAGUAGUAAUACAACACCAAACUCCUGAAGCUACCUGAUUGCUCAGUCUGCUCUUUUUUCCCAGAGUUCAUGUAAGAGCGGUCAGCGGUCAGACUAUCUUGGAAUAAAAAUUAACUCCUGAGGAAAUUACCUCUUACUGCAAUAACCGAAUGUGGGUCAGCCAAUGACUAACCUCAGACCUGCAGGACAUGCCAAGUGAGCACACAGGUCUGCCACUGGUAUUUCAAGGUAUUUUCCACUGUGUUGAAUAACACAUGAAAGUCCCUGUCUGACCCAGAAGAGUGGCUGCAGGAGGAAGUUUUGUAGUAGUUUUAAUGCAUCUGCAUCACUGCAUUUGCAAUGAGUAUACCAGCAUUUAGUACAAAAAUUAGUUAUAUUAUGGAUUUAUUUGAAAAACAAAGUCCUUAAAAUGUCAAUCUUGUGAAUUUAACCCCCGAUACCGAUUUAUUUCCGAUAUUUAUAUAUGAAUGUGAAACUAGAGUCUAAUACAGAGUUAAGUACAAUUAUCUUGUUUUGUUUUGCUUUUAAAAGCACUCUGAGAGAUUUCUUUAAAUCAGUAUAAACAAGUCUGACACAUUUCACAGGUUUAUGAAAGAAAUCAAGUGGAAUUUUUUUUUAAAUGAGUUUCCCAGCUAUCACAUGUUCCACAUUUUUAUGUCUUUAUUCUUCCUGCAGUGAAUGUAACAUUGCGUGUCAGUGCGGUCACUGCCCUCUGUUUGUAGGUGGAGUGAGACCAGUUUGUUUACCCAGCCCGGGCGAGUCCUUCCCUCCUGGAUCAACUUGUUGGAUCACAGGAUGGGGUUAUCUUCAUGAAGGAGGUGUGAUACACCAACACAACAAACAACAAAUGCAGUAAAAUAACUAACGUCUUAUUUGUGUCCAAAGGGUUGUUAAAAAGCCAACAAUAUGAAGUCAUUAUUGGGCUUUGUGGCUUCGUCUGAGUCUUUUUAAAACCGAUAAAAAAAGUCACUUUGUCCUAAACUCUGAAAUUAGAUACACUCAAGUCAUUGUUACCAUCUUCUUAUUCUUUCAUUCCUAUUUUCUGCUCUAAUUUCAGGUUAUGUGACAGACGAGCUGCAGCAGGCUCAGGUCAAGUUGAUCUCUCAGUCUGUCUGCUCCCACUCCAGCAUGUACGGCUCGUUCCUGACUCCUAGGAUGGUCUGUGCUGGAUCCAUCGACGGGGGAGUGGACUCCUGUCAGGUAAACAACAGUAAUAUACAAUCAAAAACAAGAAUAAAGUGAUAUAAAUAUCAUUAUCAAGCCUUAAAAGUGAAAAAAAGGGUCUGUGUCUGUUUCUUUAAGUCACCACUAAGUCUGAUGUGCGCUCUACUACAUGGUCCUGUUUUCAGGGCGACAGCGGGGGACCUCUGGUUUGUGAGACAGCAAGUGAAGACUGGAGGCUGGCAGGUGUGGUGAGCUGGGGCGAGGGCUGCGGUCGGCGUAAUAAACCCGGGGUGUACAGCAGAGUGACCAAACUGAUCCACUGGGUCCAAAAACACAUAGAGGUAGUUCAUAAAGUGAUGUCUCUCUCUGUUCCUGUCUGUCUGUUAUUGACUGGACACUUUACUCUCUGACCUGUGUUUACUCUGCCGCAUGAUAUUGUAGCUACAGCUGUAGUGAUCGCUGUGUCAACAGAUUAUUUGCUCUCAGAAUAAAAACAGAGUUGAUAUCAAGGGAAAUGUUUUUUUUAUAAUAAAUCGAGGGAGACCUUUUUUUUUUUUAAUUUCAGUCAUAAAGCAGGCUAUAUGGACAAAAAGAUGUCUUAUAACUUGUGUUAAAUAAAUAUUUUGCACUAUUUUAGUACCACCAUUGUUAUAGAAACCACACUGUUGAUGCACAAAAAAAAAAAAAAGUUUAUUUCCAAACUUUACAGAAUAACAAGAGAGAUAUAAAUCACAAAGAAGAGAUGGAGGCCUGACUGAUUUGUUAUACUUUUAUGGAUAAUUUAUUGGUGACAGGCCCUCUAAAUAUACAAUACAUUUCAAAACAUUGACUUUUAAUUAAUACUGGAGUUUUCCUCUCUUUGUUUUGAUAAAGGAGAAACCAGAGCAACAGGAGGAGACCACCACAGCCAUGACUGACACCUCUCAGAGACCAGAUACCUAAUAAACGAUUAAAAAACAGUCA
Messenger RNA from Xyrichtys novacula (pearly razorfish), 12876 nucleotides. NCBI's taxonomy places the organism in Eukaryota, Metazoa, Chordata, Actinopteri, Labriformes, Labridae. The record is from the annotation of a GenBank genome assembly.